This is a messenger RNA of Salarias fasciatus (jewelled blenny), 2676 nucleotides long. Its product is annotated as E3 ubiquitin-protein ligase TRIM39-like. The transcript has 6 exons. Gene Ontology annotation, molecular function: zinc ion binding; ubiquitin-protein transferase activity; protein binding. NCBI's taxonomy places the organism in Eukaryota, Metazoa, Chordata, Actinopteri, Blenniiformes, Blenniidae. The record is from RefSeq and is a predicted model, not a curated record. Gene Ontology annotation, biological process: protein ubiquitination. Bases 420 to 2006 code for a protein of 528 amino acids.
UGCAGGGUGAAAUCACAGAGUAUCAACAGCCCAUUGGAGGUGGUGUAAUCGGAUCGGCCUCUGAUAAACAUGAUAGUGUCGGCCAGGCUCGGCAGGGUCACUCACAGGCCUCCGUCGAGAGACGAGGGAACCUCGACACAUUCAGCGCACUGUUUUUUUUUGUUUCGUGGUUGAUCAGAAGUUUAAAGCUUCUCAUGUUUUCCGUCUUGAGUCCUUUUUCCACCCAGUUGGGGAAUGUUCCUGUGUCCUGGAUGGUCUCCGAUGGGGGAUGACGACAGGUCCUUUAUUUACUAGAAGUCAAGUAAACCAGUUCUUCAAGUCCCUGUUGUUCUUAAACCCCCGGCUGCUGAGACGGAGUGUCCAGAUUCCUCUGUGGACUCGCUGCGGGACACUCUCUCCUCCUGACACUCGGCUCCAACAUGGCAUCUCGCCCACGAGCCUCCUCCCAGCCCGGGAAGCUGUCCUUCCUGCAGACCUCCAAGGCGGCGUCCCUCCUGCGGCCGCGGGCCGUCUCCUCGCGCUCGGGCUCCAUGCUGGAGGAGGAGCUGUCCUGUCCCGUCUGCUGCGAGAUCUUCCGGGAGCCCGUGGUGCUGAAGUGCAGCCACAGCUUCUGCCGGGCCUGCCUGCAGCAGUUCUGGAACAAGAAGAAGGCCCGGCGCGAGUGCCCCAUCUGCAGGAGGAAGUGCUCCCUGACGGAGCCCACGGUCAGCCUGGCCCUCAAGAAUGUGGCCGACACCUUCCUGAGGGAGCAGGAGCGCAGGGCGGCCGGGCCCGGGGCCGGAGCAGGGGCCGGGGCCGGGGCGGGGGGGCCAGGAGAGGAAGUGGGGAUCGUGGAGGAUAAAUGCGUCACACACGGGGAAGCUCUCAAGCUUUUCUGUUUCAAUGAUUGUGAAGUCCUCUGCUGCGUGUGUCACACGUCCAAGAAGCACCAGGGACACAGAGUGUGUCCCCUGGAGGAGGGAGCCCAAGACCUCAAGGCGGAGCUGAAGAACGAUCUGGUCCCUUUGAAGAAGAACCUGCGGCGCCUAUAUGAGGCCAAGCAAGAGUGUGAUGACACAACUGUGCACAUCAAGAGCCAGACCCAGGCCACAGAGAGGCAGAUCAGAGAGCAGUUUGAGGAGCUUCGACAGUUCCUGCAGAGAGAGGAGGCCGCUCGCCUGGCAGCCCUGAAGGAGGAGGACGAGGAGAAGAAGGAGCUGGUGAAGAAGAAAUCCGACGGCAUCACCAGAGACAUCCUCACGUUUUCUCACGCCGUCAUUGCCAUCGAGAACGAGAUUGCGUCCAGCGACGCUCUUUUCCUACAGAACUACGCCAACACGAAGAAAAGAGCUCAGAUCCCAGAGAAGAAUCCAGAGAAGGUGUCAGGUGCUCUCAUAAACGUGUCCAGACACGUCAGUUCUCUGAAGUACCAUGUGUGGGAGAAGAUGGUGGAGCUGGUUCAGUACACCCCCAUCACCCUGGACCCCAACACGGCCUACUCCUGGCUGUCCAUCUCCCCAGACCUCACCCGGGUGGCCAACAGCGGGUCUCUGCAGCAGCUCCCGGACAACCCCGAGCGCUUCGGCCACUUCGUCUUUGCGCUGGGUUCGGAGGGCUUCGCCUCGGGGCGCCACGCCUGGGAGGUGGAGGUGGGCGACAAGGUGGACUGGAUGCUGGGGGUCGUCAAGGGCUCCAUCGACCGGAAGGGCCGCAUCUCGGGCUGCCCCGAGGGCGGCUUCUGGAUGAUCUCGCACUACGAGGGCGAGUACUCCGCCAUGACGAGGCCGAGCACGCCGCUGCACCCGCACGGGGAGCUGACGCGGGUCAGGGUGCAGCUGGACUACGACGCCGGCGAGGUGGUGUUCUCCAACCCCGUCAGCAUGACGCCCAUCUACACCUUCACCGACCUCUUCACCGAGAAGAUGUUCCCCUUCUUCUGCCCCGGGGCCAACAUCAACAACAACAACCCCAAACCCCUGAAGAUCUGCCCCGUCAAGGUGGCCGUGUGGAACAGCGCCACCUGGUAAUCUGGGAAAAAAAUCUGAGGACACAUGAGAUGUGAAUCAUUACACUUUUAACCUCGUUCUUCACAUUAUGAUCCCAAAAAGUGUAUUUGCGCCUCUGAUCUGCUGACCAACAAACCAGAGCCCGAUUUUCACUUCAUUCUCAAGACAAAUGGUUUCAUGUCUCCUGCUGAGGACUGAAAACCAGUUGAAGGAUUCACUGCUAUCAACACUGGAGCUCUGCUUUUCCCCUAAUCGGCCCUUUGAUGAUAGCACAAGUGGUGAAAAUCGAAAUGUCGCCUUGAACUGUGCCUCGUCUCAUGUGACCUUUAUCUGAUCUGGAAGCGCGAAACGUCGACGCGAGCCGCCUUAUCAGAGCCUCGAGUUCAAGUUAUGUCUUUGUUGUAACGUUGAGAAUUGCUGUAGUCGCUGGGAUUCAAGUUCAAGAAUUCAGAAGAGCAAGAUAAUGCAGAUUGAAACAUGAGCAUGAGGGGGAGAUUGGGAAAAACUGUUUUGCAUGUACGGCUCCAAGAAGAAUCUGACUGAAGAUAAACGCAGCUGUAUAUUGAACCAAACUCCUCACACGGGAGCUUGUUUACAGGAUUUUUUUUUUCCUUCCAUAACGCAGAAGAAGUAAAAUGAAGUCGAGCCUGUAAAAUGAAAAGAAAUAAAUCUAAUUUUAAAAAAAAAAUGU